Molecule: messenger RNA, 3423 nt
Organism: Vidua chalybeata
Lineage: Eukaryota; Metazoa; Chordata; Aves; Passeriformes; Viduidae
Gene: SNX10
Product: sorting nexin 10
Exons: 10
Coding region: 700-1305 (201 amino acids)
Biological process (GO): intracellular protein transport
Molecular function (GO): phosphatidylinositol binding
Source: RefSeq, a predicted model, not a curated record
GUAGUGUCAUUGCAAUCAUGCUUUGAGAACAGCUGAGUCUAACAGCCUUGUCUCUCAUGCACAGCCCAAAGACACCCUCACAUGUCUUCAGACAUGUGAAAUAAUAAAACUGAUGUUUAAUGGCUGAGACGCGAGUUGUUGUGCUCCCCAAGGAUUUAGGACUACGUGGCAUUUGUUAGAUCUGUCUGGCCACUGGUUGCAGGUAUGACUGUUUGGAGUUGGGGAGGCAGGAAGGCAAAUGACUCAUUCCAGAUGAGAGAAAGCCCCUUGUCUCCCCCUCUCUACGUGGAUGAAGGUGAAUCACAGAAUCUGCCGAGUUGGAAGAUCUGUUUGACGUGCUGGCUGGGAAAAAGUUGUCAACAGGUUUCCAGAAUCACAGAUCCUUUGGACCAAGGAACAUAGCGUGGCCACGUGCACGUGAGCAUAUUCUUUGACAUGAACUUGAACUCCAUGUACGGAUGCAGCUGAACUUUCUACAGGACGCAAAUGAAAAUUAUUUUGACUUUGUUUGAGCCUUAAGGCACAGGAAGUAUGGCAGUUCAUCCUACGUAAUCUUUUUCCUUUUGAGUGGUUGUUGUUAGCAGCUGUGGAGCUGUUCCCUGGCAGAUUUGUUGGUUAUGCAAUUAAGAACCAUAAAAAAUACAUACUGCAAGAAGCAGUUGAUCUAGUUGAUUUUUUUUUUACUGCAAACCAGUGAAGAUGACGCCAAAACAUGAAAAACAGGAAUUUGUAACUGUCUUGGUGCGAGACCCCAGGAUACAGAAAGAAGACUCAUGGCAUUCUUACAUAGACUAUGAGAUAUUUAUUCAUACAAACAGUAUAUGCUUUACAAGGAAAACAUCCUGUGUUAGACGACGCUAUCGAGAAUUUGUUUGGCUCCGGCAGAGGCUUCAGAGCAAUGCAGUGCUUAUACAGCUACCUGAACUGCCAUCCAGAACUCCCUUUUUCAAUAUGAACAAUCCUAAUCAUGUGGACCAUCGCCGUCAGGGUCUGCAAGAAUUCCUGGAAAAGAUCCUACAAGAUGCAUUACUGCUUUCAGAUAGUAGGCUUCACCUCUUCCUACAGACUCAGCUAAGCCCAGAAGAUAUGGAGGCCUGUGUUUCCGGACAGACCAAAUACUCUGUUGCUGAUGCGAUUCUCAGUUUCGCCUCUCUGAACAGACGUUUUCCUAUAGAAGAUGAAGAGGAAAAAAAAGGAAAAAACGAUGCAGACUCUGAUUCAGAGAGUUCAUCCUCCGGGCUCGGACCUAGUGAUGACAGCAUUUCAUGUGGAUGUAAAGCAAGCCCAGCUUCUGAAGAAUCAUGAAAAAUCAUUCCUGUAUUGCUACCUUAAGGACAGUACAGAGCAGUUUCUGCUUUGUUUACUGGUUAUGUGUACCACAUAAACAGAGCUGUCUGGUGACAUGUACCUAAAAGACCCAUUGUUAAUGCAACCAUAUGUCCUUACAAAAUACUCAAAACAGACCUUAAUACUAUCUUUUUGGUGAUUUUUUUUAAUUGUAUCUUGGUGAAGGUCUAUUUAUUUUUUUGUGACUAUUAAAAUCUCAGUAUUGGGUAAGUCACGCUCUUCUGACGUAUGUGGCUGUUAAAAGAAUUCCUUCAGUGAGUCGUGUCUCAGAUUUGAAAAAUAAAGAUAACUCAAUUCCUCAUCUUAAAUGUUGGUAUAUCAUAUCAAACAUAUUCAAAGCAUCUUUUAGUCAUUUGCAUCAGAGAAGUUUCAUCUUUAGAAGUCAUUUGACAUUGGUGAUGAAAUUACACACCCCACCAAGGUACUCACUUUUUAAAGUAGCUCAGCAACAUCAGCAAAACAACAUUCGUACAAACUAUAUGCUGCUGACAAUUUGAGAUAUAAAUACAUCUUCCUCUGGUCCUCCUGUAAUGUUUAUGGAAAGACUGGUUUUAUCAUGCAUAAGUACUGAAGGCAAAAAUUCUUGAGCAUGGUUGCUUAGAAGUUUAGAAAUAUAAAUAAAAAUUACAUCAUUUCUAGGCUUGCUGGAGAUUCUCAGCUCCCAAGGAAUUAUGGAUACUCAUUCCCAGUGAAAAUCCUGGAUGAGGUCCAUUGAAACCAAUGGCUGAAUUUUGCAUUGACCUUGCUAGGGACAGGAUUUCACCCACCACGUUUAACUUUAGGCAUCUAUAUUUGAUGGUGCUGGUAGAGGUGUUUUAGUUCAGCAGAUGAAGUGGGGAGUAUCUCCCUCUGUGAGAUGAUGAUAAUCACAUAUUUGUAACACCCUGCAUGGAUGUGGCCCUCUCCACUCUCCGUGAGUAACAGGAGCUGCUGAUUUCAUUGUGUCUGUAGUUACCACGUUGGAAUAUUGACUUUUUUCACAAACAAAAGGCAGGCUUGAACACAAGUUCUUAACCACCAACACUUAUUUUGAUUAAACAUCAGUUUUGCUCUUUAUUGUUCACAGCAGCUGCAUAGUGUCUUGUCCCAGAUUCUGUCAAAGAAAUGUUUCACUGUGGUGUUGUAUUUAUAUUUGACAUUUAACUGCUAUUAAAAAGAGCUAGGGGGUCUGAUCACCCUAGCAAAGCUCCCAUUAACUUCAGUGCAGUAGUUACCGGCCUAGGAAUGGAUGUAUAUACAGGCCCUUGUAUUUUUUCUCUUUUUCUUUUUUUUCUCUUUAAAGAAAUCUGUGGUUACUUUCAAAGAAGGGACAUUUUAAACCUGUGAAUUACAGAAACAAUAGAUUAUUAAAUAGACAGCUAGAAAGGGGUAGCAUAAACAUGUGUGGGCAUGUUUGGUUGUUUUUUUCUUUUAAAGCAUCCAGCUGGGAAUCUGUGUAAUUUUAGAAACAGGUUUUAGUAGCUUGAGAAUAACAUCUCUUAGGUAACUACUUUAAGCCACUGUAUUUUGUUGAUGGUAGCACUGUGUAAGAUAAAUAUCCAUGUUUCUUUUUGCUCAGUUUUACUGAACUGCACAAAUGUAUCUAUUCACACUCUCAGCUUCUAUGUGAGUUAGCAGCAAUGCUAUUUUUAAUGUAAAAGUGGUAGCUUUAAUUAAAGCAACAAGUUCCCACUAAAAGUAGCUUAAAAAUAGCUGUUACUGCCAGUCAGAGAUUUUGAUUACUUGACUUUUUAAUAUAUUAUUUUUAAGAUGGAACAUUACAAAAAAUUGUUUAGCAAAUUUAUUUUAAACGUGGGAAGGAUUUAAAAACAAAAACAGAGUUGAGAAGAAUAUUACCAUUUUUAUUUAAGACAAUGUAAGUUUUUCUUUUGUUUUAAAAGAUUGAGCUAAACUCUUGAAGCACUUUACAGUUCUGGCUUACUAACACAUCCUCAGUACCUGACAAAAAUUACAGAAACACAAGGUUUGGAGAGCCUUUGUGGCUAAUUGUAUUUUUUAAUUCUAGGAGCUUAUCAAUACACCAGCAAAUGUUUUCCAAAUGAAGAUGUUUCUGAAAUAAAUAUUUGUUUUCUAAUA